Malaya genurostris is the source of this 2166-nucleotide messenger RNA. It is a transcript of the gene MTPAP, whose product is annotated as poly(A) RNA polymerase, mitochondrial. The coding region runs from base 101 to 1978 and encodes 625 amino acids. The record is from RefSeq and is a predicted model, not a curated record. NCBI's taxonomy places the organism in Eukaryota, Metazoa, Arthropoda, Insecta, Diptera, Culicidae. Gene Ontology annotation, biological process: mitochondrial mRNA polyadenylation. Gene Ontology annotation, molecular function: poly(A) RNA polymerase activity. The transcript is spliced from 3 exons.
AGUUCUAGAUUCAUGUAACCGUAUUUUGAUUGCACUUUCGGAUUCCGAUUCGUUUGGCUCGGAUUGACGAGCGAAUUAUCAAUCUAGUCGGUGUCGGUCAAUGCGAAUAAUGAAUCAAGUAUGUCGACUAACCUGGCGACCUCGGCAUGCUACGGGUUUAAAUAUAUUUCCGAGUUCUUUGCGACGAUCUGUUUCAUUAGCAACUGCAAAGUAUGCUUUCACGGUGCGGCAAAUCAGUGAAAACUGUCAUUCAUUCGAAACAAUGCUUACCAACCGACGAGCAGAAGCUCGUCGAAGUAUUUUGGUACAAGUCAGCUCAGAACGAUCGUAUCCAGAGCUAUGGUCGUAUUGUUCCCAGUUCGGAUCAAUAGCUAGCUCUCAUCACUACAGAGUAGGUGGCAGUGGGUUCGGUUUCGGCGAGGACGAAUCUGACUGUCAUUAUGUACUGGUAGAAUUCGGCGCACCGGAUGCAGCCGAAGCUGCCAUGCAUUCAGCUGUGUUCAACGAAGAGAAACCUGGCGUGCGAGCAAGAUCAGUUUUUCUGUGGUUCAGAGCUGCACCGAAACCUAGAUUGAAUGCACAAACGGUUAAAUCUCACGAAAGUAUCAAGAGCAAUCUGAGCAGUAUUAACGGCACACAAAUGAUACAAGAUGAUGACCUGAAAAGCUUACUUCUCUCAGCUGAAAGCAUCGAGGAUCAGAUACAAAUUCUACAUCGCACGACAUGUUUGAAUGAUUUGGGAAAAAGAUUACGCUUUCUAGCGGCUCGUCAGGUGGAGACAUCUCUACAAGGGAUUUUCCCAAAGGCAAUGGCACACCCAUUCGGCUCAUCGGUAAAUGGGUUCGGGAAAAUGGGUUGUGAUUUGGAUUUAAUAUUGGAUCUUGAUUCUGAAACUGCGCCAAAUCAGAGUCGGGACCUUCGUCUUGUUUAUCACACAAAAGCGUCGAACAUCAACGAAAGGUCCCAGGUCCAACGUCAGCUGGAAUCAAUCGGUGAUGUACUGCAACUGUUCCUGCCCGGAGUCAACAGCGUUCGUCGAAUAUUGAAAGCACGAGUGCCGAUAAUUAAAUACCACCAUGAGCAUCUAGAUCUGGAAGUAGAUUUGACGAUGAGCAACAUGACCGGCGUCUACAUGUCAGAACUGCUCUACCUCUUCACCCAAAUUGACAACCGAGUUCAGCCCCUCACUAGCUGCGUACGGAAGUGGGCACAAUCGGUUGGUUUAACCAAUCAAGCUCCUGGAUUUUGGAUUACCAACUUUUCACUAACCAUGCUCGUCAUGUAUUUCCUACAGCAACUGGGUGACCCAAUCCUGCCAUCGAUCAACAAAUUAAUGCAAAAUGCGAGCAAAGCUGAUCUGCGUUUCUCUGUCGAUCAUAUUAGUUGCGUCUUUCUUCGCGACGUUGGUAAACUUAACUUUAAAAGCCAGAAUACUUCUACCGUGGAGGAAUUGCUGCUGGAAUUCUUUCAGUUCUAUUCAAGCUUUGACUUCAAUCAACGGGCGAUUAGUUUGAACACCGGUUCGUCUAUUCUCAAACCAGACCACAGUCCAAUGUAUAUCGUGAACCCCCUAGAAACCGUCCUCAACGUGAGCAAGAACGUGAAUCUCGAAGAAACGGAACUCUUCCGAAUACAAGUUCGGAAUGCACUUUGGCUUCUCGAUACUCACGACAAAUUCACGACAACCAGCGGUGAUGAUUGGGGUCUGGUUAGCUUAUUUGGAAACAGUAAAACCAAAGAUAGGAUCACUCCUCAGAUGUUUUUCACCAAGCGGUUGGUGAAUGUGAAAGACAUCCUAGAAGGAACCAUACCGGAGGACAAACUAGAAUACAAAAAUCAGCAAGUGAAGGAGCGAAUAGCGAACAUUCAGAAGACGACCCGAGAGGAGAUUAGCAAACUUGCUAAGAAGUCACUCAACGGUGCCGGUGAAAUGGCAAACAAUGGGUUUAAGCUGAAAAGGAAGGCUAAACGACGGUGAUAAUAGGGACCGUGCGAGACUGUAGGUUUUGCUUUGAACUUUGUUGGACAUUUCCAAUAUUCAAUCGUUAGAUGAAAUGCAUUCGAAGAGUGUAGAAAAAAUUUACUUGUUUACACUUGUACGAUUGAAGGAAGAAAGAUGUAUAUACAGACUGCACGUAACCAUUAAAAAUCUUUUGUAUUGGGUUA